GACUGACAUUUCAAAUCCGGGAAAUCAACCAACAAUCAACAUAAACAUGAAAGAAGAAAAUACAAUGAAAAUUGUAUUAGAAUUUAGCGGAGGAGCCGAAAUUCUCUUCGAUAAAGUCAAACAGAGAGAAAUUGAGCUCGAUGGAGCGAAAACAUGGAAAAUCAAGGAUCUCCUCAAGUGGAUGCAGGUGAACUUUCCAACGAAUCGUCCGGAGCUCUUUUACGCAGAUGAUUCUGUACGACCGGGAAUUUUGGUGUUGGUAAACAAUACGGAUUGGGAUUUACUGGACAAGGAGGAAUACGUGAUCGAGCCCAAAGACACAAUUCUCUUCAUAUCCACACUGCAUGGAGGAUAAAAGUAAAUUUACAUUCAAUGAGAAGACAAGAUUUUAUUCGAUUUCCCACGGAAACUGGUAAUGUGCAGUCAUAUCAAUUAGUCAGUUCUAUAAUU
Phlebotomus argentipes is the source of this 450-nucleotide messenger RNA. It is a transcript of the gene Urm1, whose product is annotated as ubiquitin-related modifier 1 homolog. The record is from RefSeq and is a predicted model, not a curated record. NCBI's taxonomy places the organism in Eukaryota, Metazoa, Arthropoda, Insecta, Diptera, Psychodidae. Gene Ontology annotation, cellular component: cytoplasm; nucleus. Bases 47 to 355 code for a protein of 102 amino acids. The transcript has 4 exons. Gene Ontology annotation, molecular function: protein tag activity. Gene Ontology annotation, biological process: protein urmylation; tRNA thio-modification.